GUAAUGAGAGACGGAAUGGGGAGAGGGGGCACUUCUGUGGUCGCGCCGUGCUGCCCUUAGAAUGAGCGGGCUGCGGCGGCGUCACCUCCUGCGUCACUUCCGCCCACUCCAGAACUCGUCAGCGAGGCAGUGGGUGUGGAGCUCCGUUCCCCGCGCUGGUCCCGGGCCAUCCGCCUGCUAGGCGCCUGAGAAGGGCUAUGUGCCAGAUGCUGUGAUAGACACUGGGGAUAAAGAGACACAAAUGAAGCAAUCUCAGUGUUCAAGGAGCUUACAUUCUGUCAAGGGAGACAACAGGAAGUGUUUGUUCUGCUGUCUGAGAAGCUUCACAAAUUUCAGUUUUGUCUGUUCCUUGGUUGCAGUAAAAGGUUCAGUGGAGUAAUUGUGUUUAUUUUAAAAAUACGAUUUAAAAAUGGCUUCCAAAAAAGCAUUAGUCAUCCUGGCUAAAGGAGCAGAGGAGAUGGAAACCGUUAUCCCUGUUGACCUAAUGAGGAGGGCUGGAAUGAAAGUCAUUGUUGCAGGUCUUUCUGGAAAGGACCCUGUACAGUGUAGUAGAGAUGUACUCAUUUGCCCUGAUGCCAGUCUAGAAGAUGCAAAAGAACAGGGACCAUAUGAUGUGAUAGUCCUACCAGGAGGUAAUCUGGGUGCACAAAACUUGAGUGAGAGCCCAGCUGUGAAAGCCCUGCUGAAAGAACAAGAGCAAAGAAAAGGCCUCAUCGCUGCUAUCUGUGCAGGACCUACAGCUCUCUUGGCUCAUGAAAUACGUUUUGGAAGCAAAGUUACAACCCAUCCACUGGCCAAGGACAAGAUGAUGAAUGGAAAUCAUUAUACCUACUCGGAGAAUCGUGUGGAAAAGGAUGGCAUCAUUCUUACAAGCCGUGGUCCUGGAACCAGCUUUGAGUUUGGCCUUGCGAUUAUUGCGGAACUGAUGGGGAAAGAAGUAGCAGAUCAAGUGAAGGGUCCUCUUGUUCUUAAAGAUUAAAGAGAAAAGCUUUCUUGAUAAUAAGCUUAACAGUUCCUUAGAAAUCACUAAUAUUUAAAAUUUUUGAAGUUUGAAAAGCAGUGUAACAUGAGAUCAUUUGAAGUGUAAUUGUACUCAAGGAUUACAUAAUGUACCAAUUGCUUUUCACUGAUUUAUGUUCAAAUUAAAGGAAAACUUAGAAAAAUGUUUCCCUGCUUGAUAAUGUGACUUCAUUGGCAAUUGCCGGAGAGACUGAAGACAGCUGGAUGCACAUGUGGCUACUGCUCAAUCUCACACUUUCCUCUACACCCAGUGCUGAACUUUGUUGACCAAAUAAAAUAGGACAUUUGGUAAAUAA
Messenger RNA from Dromiciops gliroides (monito del monte), 1316 nucleotides. RefSeq names its product Parkinsonism associated deglycase (gene PARK7). Lineage: Eukaryota; Metazoa; Chordata; Mammalia; Microbiotheria; Microbiotheriidae. Gene Ontology annotation, molecular function: protein deglycase activity. Bases 410 to 979 code for a protein of 189 amino acids. Gene Ontology annotation, cellular component: nucleus; cytosol. The transcript has 8 exons. The record is from RefSeq and is a predicted model, not a curated record. Gene Ontology annotation, biological process: protein deglycation, glyoxal removal; guanine deglycation, glyoxal removal.